Messenger RNA from Cajanus cajan (pigeon pea), 1341 nucleotides. RefSeq names its product glycine-rich RNA-binding protein GRP1A. Gene Ontology annotation, molecular function: RNA binding. Lineage: Eukaryota; Viridiplantae; Streptophyta; Magnoliopsida; Fabales; Fabaceae. The record is from RefSeq and is a predicted model, not a curated record.
AUACUCCUCGAUAUAAACCCCUUUCGCCCAAAUUUGUAGGUUUUCUACAAUUUCCUAUGGCUUCUGCUGAUGUAGAGUUCCGUUGCUUUGUCGGUGGUCUCGCUUGGGCCACUGACAGCGACGCUCUCGAGAAAGCUUUCUCUCUGUACGGCGACAUCGUUGAUUCGAAGAUUAUCAACGAUCGUGAGACUGGAAGAUCCAGAGGUUUUGGAUUUGUGACUUUCGCGUCUGAGCAGUCAAUGAAAGAUGCGAUCGAAGGGAUGAACGGCCAGAACCUUGACGGCCGUAACAUCACCGUGAAUGAAGCUCAGUCCCGCGGCAGUGGUGGCGGAAGCCGCGGUGGUGGUGGUGGCUACGGUGGUGGCGGUGGAUAUAGCCGUGGUGGUGGUGGAUAUGGUGGCGGCGGUGGAUAUGGUGGUGGCGGAUACGGAGGACGUCGCGAUGGUGGCUACAAUCGUAAUGGUGGUGGUUAUGGCGGUGACAGAGACCGUGGAUAUGGUGACGGUGGUUCACGCUACUCUCGUGGUGGUGAUGGUGGCGGUUAUGAAGGAAGUUGGAGAAACAAUAUCUGUCCCAAAUUUCUAGGGUUUCUUCUGCUUCCAAUGGCUGCUGCAGAUGUUGAGUAUCGGUGCUUCGUCGGUGGGCUUGCAUGGGCCACCGAUAGCGACGCCCUCGAGAAAGCCUUCUCUCAAUACGGCGACGUCGUUGAAUCGAAGAUUAUCAACGAUCGCGAGACCGGAAGGUCCAGAGGCUUUGGAUUUGUGACUUUUUCCUCGGAGCAGGCCAUGAAGGACGCGAUCGAGGGGAUGAACGGUCAGAACCUUGACGGCCGUAACAUCACUGUCAACGAGGCUCAGUCUCGUGGCAGCGGUGGUGGCGGCAGCCGCGGUGGCGGUGGUUACGGUGGUGGCGGUGGAUACAACCGCGGUGGUGGUGGAUAUGGUGGCGGCGGCGGAUAUGGUGGUGGUCGUCGUGAAGGUGGAUACAACCGUAAUGGUGGUGGUGGAUAUGGCGGCGGCGGCGGCGGCUAUGGCGGUGGCAGAGACCGUGGUUAUGGUGAUGGUGGUUCACGCUACUCCCGCGGUGGUGAUGGUGGUGCUGAGGGUAGCUGGUGAUUGAUGUCUUAGAUUAGGGUUUAUGGUUGUAUCGAGUAAUAUUUAGACGGUGUGGUUUGGUUUUAAGUAUCUGUCUUGGUUUCCUGUUCCCGGUUCAAUGUCCCCUGUUCUCGUCUUUUACCUUCAAAUCUGGUUGUGUAUAAUAAUUGAUUAAAAGAUAUGCUAGCCAGAAAAUUAGAAAUUAGAGUAUCAAAUUUCAACAGAAUUUAAAGUUUUUGUGGCGGAA